Messenger RNA from Ornithorhynchus anatinus (platypus), 1791 nucleotides. RefSeq names its product general transcription factor IIH subunit 2 (gene GTF2H2). Gene Ontology annotation, cellular component: transcription factor TFIIH holo complex; transcription factor TFIIH core complex. The record is from RefSeq and is a predicted model, not a curated record. Gene Ontology annotation, biological process: DNA-templated transcription; nucleotide-excision repair; regulation of transcription by RNA polymerase II. Gene Ontology annotation, molecular function: zinc ion binding. The transcript is spliced from 17 exons. Lineage: Eukaryota; Metazoa; Chordata; Mammalia; Monotremata; Ornithorhynchidae. Bases 357 to 1544 code for a protein of 395 amino acids.
CUCACCUCAGCCCUGGGGUGUCCUUCGUCCUCUGAGGUGCGGACGGUGGGCACUGACCAGAGGCCUCUUCUCCCAGCUCAGGCCGGGGAUGUGUCCGUUGGGCGUUGGUUGUGGAGUCGAUGGCGGCCCCGCGGGGCGGAACGUUUGUGUUGGGGCUUAGUGUGGCGGGCGGAAGGGUCGGGGCGCCGCACGCCGGCCAUGGCGGAGCGGGGAUGAGGAGGCCGCCUGGGCCGGGACACGACUGGUGGCGACCAAAGCUCGGGCAACCCUCGCCGCCUGGCACCCCCCAAAUGCCCACAGGCCACCCUUUUCGCAGUAGGUUCACUUGAUAACAUUGGAAUUUUGAAAGAGGAAAAAUGGACGAAGAACCAGAAAGAACCAAACGCUGGGAAGGAGGCUAUGAAAGAACAUGGGAAAUCCUUAAGGAAGAUGAAUCUGGAUCACUUAAAGCUACCAUAGAAGACAUUCUCUUCAAGGCCAAGCGAAAAAGAAUCUGUGAACAUCAUGGACAAGUUCGGCUUGGGAUGAUGCGUCACCUUUAUGUAGUAGUUGAUGGAUCAAGAACGAUGGAAGACCAAGACUUAAAGCCUAAUAGGCUGACGUGCACCUUGAAGUUGUUGGAAUAUUUUGUGGAGGAAUAUUUUGAUCAAAAUCCAAUUAGUCAGAUUGGGAUCAUCGUAACCAAGAGCAAGAGAGCUGAAAAACUGACUGAACUUUCAGGGAAUCCUAGGAAGCACACAACUGCUUUGAAGAAAGCCGUCGAUAUGACCUGCCUUGGAGAGCCAUCCCUCUAUAAUUCCUUAAGUCUGGCCAUGCAGACUCUCAAACAUAUGCCAGGGCAUACAAGUAGAGAAGUCUUGAUCAUCUUCAGCAGUCUCACAACUUGUGAUCCAUCGAAUAUCUAUGAUCUAAUCAAGAGUUUGAAGACAGCUAAAAUUAGAGUGUCGAUUAUUGGUUUGUCAGCAGAAGUUCGAGUUUGCACUGUGCUUGCUCGGGAAACUGGUGGAACAUACCAUGUGAUUUUAGAUGAAAGCCACUAUAAAGAACUUCUAAUCCAUCAUGUGAGUCCUCCACCUGCCAGUUCAAGUUCAGAAUGCUCUCUCAUUCGAAUGGGUUUUCCUCAGCAUACGAUUGCCUCUCUGUCUGAUCAAGAUGCUAAACCAUCUUUCAGCAUGGCGCAUUUGGAUAGCAGUUCCGAACCAGGCCUUACAUUGGGAGGGUAUUUCUGCCCACAGUGCAGGGCUAAAUACUGUGAGCUUCCAGUUGAAUGCAAAGUCUGUGGUCUUACAUUGGUAUCCGCUCCCCACUUGGCACGGUCUUAUCAUCAUCUGUUUCCUCUGGAUGCUUUUCAGGAAAUUUCCUUGGAAGAAUAUCACGGUGAGAGGGUCUGUCAAGGUUGUCAAGGAGAGCUAAAAGAUCAACAAGUCUAUAUAUGCACCGUGUGCCAGAGUGUUUUUUGUGUGGAGUGUGAUUUGUUUGUUCAUGAUUUCCUGCACUGCUGCCCUGGGUGCAUUCACAAGAAUCCUACUCCUGUAGGGUUGUGAUCCUGCCACUUCCAUUUUGUUCCUUUGUGGGUAAGAAAGCUGCAAUAUGCAGUAAAAAUAAAUUGAACUUGGGAAACAUUUUGAGAAAAAUGGAAAUUUUUUAUUCAUUUUCAGUUUUAAAAUCUUCUGGGCCACCUAAAGAGCUUUGUGUUUCGCUAUGUUCAUUAUGUGCUAGUGGCUUCAUUCAAAAUGUAAGUCUGGUGUGGUAAUUUCAUUUUAUAAAUAAAAAUAACCUGUUAUACCUUUA